AUGAUUCUGAUCCACCAUUGCAUUGCCAGCUUGCGGCUGGAACAAGCAACCAACAUCGACAAGUGAAUCAAGACAUCGAUGUGCUUGACGUCGACAACCAGCUAGGGGUCGCGGAUUACAUAGAGGAUAUCUACAAGUUCUACAAAGUUGCCGAGGUAACUGCAUGAUUAUUGACUCUUGGGUAGCGUGUGCAAACCCCUGUGGUCUGCUGCGUGUCUCUGAAGGUGAUAUUUCUUGCACGUCCCCUUGCAGAAUGAGUGCCGCCCCUGCGACUACAUCGACUCCCAGGCGGAUCUCGGCGCUUGGAUGCGGGGCAUCCUCGUCGACUGGAUAAUAGAAGCGCAUGAAGAGCUUGAUCUCAUGCCGGAGACCCUCUACCUCGCGGUGUACAUCAUCGACCGAUACCUCUCGAUGCAGCCCGUGAUUCGGGGGGAGCUGCAGCUGGUUGGCUCCACUUCCCUACUGAUCGCUUGCAAGUAUGAGGAGGAGGAGGUCUGGGCUCCAGAGAUGGAGGUUUUCAUCUCUAUAGCAAACGAUGUCUACAGCAGGGAGCAGAUACUGAGGAUGGAGAAGGCCAUUCUGAAUACGCUUGAAUGGAGCCUAUCAGUUCCUACACAUUAUGUGUUCCUUGUGCGCUUUGCCAGAUCAGCGUCUUCCUCGGAUACGAAGAACGACAAGGAGAUGGAGAACAUGGUGUUCUUUUUUGCUGAACUCGCGCUGAUGCAGUAUGAGCUGGUGCCGAUCAAGCCCUCCAUGGUUGCUGCUGCUGCUGUCUAUGCAGCCAGGCUCACACUCAAGAAGACCCCUCUAUGGACUGAAGCUCUCCAGCACCAAACUGGCUUCGCUGGAUCACAACUAACGGAUUGUGUAAAGAUCCUGGUGACCGCACACUCGACCGCCCGAAGGAGCGAGUUGAAGGUGGUGUAUCAGAAGUAUUCCAGUGAAAAGUUGGGAGGAGUGGCCCUGCGCCCACCUGCAAUCGACUUCUCUGCAAAUAAAUGGCGAUUUCGUUGACAGCCCCUGCCACC
Messenger RNA from Hordeum vulgare subsp. vulgare (domesticated barley), 1028 nucleotides. RefSeq names its product cyclin-B1-1-like. Lineage: Eukaryota; Viridiplantae; Streptophyta; Magnoliopsida; Poales; Poaceae. Gene Ontology annotation, molecular function: cyclin-dependent protein serine/threonine kinase regulator activity. Gene Ontology annotation, biological process: mitotic cell cycle phase transition; regulation of cyclin-dependent protein serine/threonine kinase activity. The record is from RefSeq and is a predicted model, not a curated record. Gene Ontology annotation, cellular component: cyclin-dependent protein kinase holoenzyme complex; nucleus; centrosome. The transcript has 4 exons. Bases 307 to 1014 code for a protein of 235 amino acids.